AUGGGAAUACUGGCAAGGUAUAUGUCGAACCCAACCAACAGUGCAUGGAAAGCUGCCAUCCACCUGAUGAAAUACCUCAAUCAAACUAGUGAAUACAAAUUAAUCUUUGGAAACAGAUCAAGUGAACACUCAAGGCAGCCAAUUGUCAUGUACACCAAUGCCAACUGGGCCUUGGACCCAACAAAUGGAUGGAGAAGCAUGUCAGGAGUGAUAAUGUAUGUAUAUGGGUGCCCAGUCAGCUGUAGAUUGCACAUCCAGAAAUGUGUAGCAUUAUCAGCAGUGGAGGCCAAAUUCGUUGCUGCUUCAGAGGCAGUGAGAGAAGCACUUUUCUUCUCAUACCUUCUCAGGGAUUUGGAGAUUGAUGCUGCUCACCCAGUCUUAUGCACAGACAGCCAGGGAUGCAUACAGGUGAGUAAGGAUCCUGCAAAGCACUGGAAGUUGAAGCACAUAGAUACUAGGUAUCAUUUCAUCAGGGAUCACAUUCAAGAUGGAGAGAUAGAAAUCAGAUUUGUUGGGAUGGCAAACAAUGUGGCAGAUAUCUUAAUGAAACCAUUAAAGGGUUUGGCAAUGUCAUGGCUAGCUCAGUUACUAGGAUUGGUGAUGCCAUCGAAGGGGGGAGUUGAAGAUGCAUUGGCAUCCCAACAGGAUUCACAGGGUUUGCAGAGCAUCAUGGGGUCCAUGGAUCAUAAGUGA
Messenger RNA from Ustilago hordei, 693 nucleotides. RefSeq lists its product as uncharacterized. The transcript has a single exon. The record is from RefSeq and is a predicted model, not a curated record. NCBI's taxonomy places the organism in Eukaryota, Fungi, Basidiomycota, Ustilaginomycetes, Ustilaginales, Ustilaginaceae. Bases 1 to 693 code for a protein of 230 amino acids.